Molecule: messenger RNA, 1755 nt
Organism: Cavenderia fasciculata
Lineage: Eukaryota; Evosea; Eumycetozoa; Acytosteliales; Cavenderiaceae
Gene: TFIIIA
Product: C2H2-type zinc finger-containing protein
Exons: 1
Coding region: 1-1755 (584 amino acids)
Biological process (GO): regulation of transcription by RNA polymerase II
Cellular component (GO): nucleus
Source: RefSeq, a predicted model, not a curated record
AUGGUGACUUCAACAGCCUCGACAUCUUCUACUACAGCAACAACAACAUUACUAAAGAGAAGUUUCAAAGAUGCGAUUGAGAAUAAUAGUGAUACCGAUGGAGACGACGACCACCACCACCAACACAUUCACGAUUGUAGAGUAGUCAUCGACCCAUUUUGCUCAGAGGAUGAAGUCAAUAAAUUGCGACAACAACAUCGACAACAACAACAACAACAACAACAACAACAACUAGGUGACACUAGUAGUUGUAUGGAUACUACUAAUGACGAAGAAGAGGAUGAGGAAGAGGAAGAAGAUAAAGUAGAAGAACCAAAGAUAAAAAGAAAGAAAUCAAGUGGUGAUAAUGUGACAUCACAGUCAUCAACACAACCAGCGGUUGCAAGAACAAAGAUAGAUCAUUCUGAAAAGAGAUUUUUGUGUCCUUAUCAGGGAUGUGAUAAUCGAUAUAAUCGUCAAGCCAAGCUAGAGUAUCAUAUCCGUAGUCAUACGGGUGAGAAACCGUACGCAUGCACUUAUAAAGGGUGUGAAGCGUCGUUUGCAAGAGCACAUUACCUUCGAUACCACAUCAAGACACAUACACAAGAGACACCAUUCGAGUGCGAGUAUGAUGGCUGCGGACUCAAGUUCAAACUCAAGCACCAUCUCAAGAACCACAUCACUGUGCAUCAUCUCAAGGAACGUCCGUUCAAAUGUGACCAUGAAUCGUGUGACAUGGCAUUUGUCAAACACAACCAUCUCAAGAGACACGUUGCAGUGGUGCAUCUCAACCAACUGCCCUACGAGUGCACCCAUGAUGGCUGCGACAAGCGAUUCGAGUAUCCAUCGCAACUCAAGACACACGUUGAAGGUGUACACAAGAAAAAGGCAGAGUAUCUGUGCGAGGUGUGCGACGAGGGUUUUUGUCGCUACUUUGAUCUGCUCAAACAUCGACGUGAAGCACACAAGACACAGUUCAAGUGUUAUGUCUGUGGCAAGUUUAGUCAGACUGCCUCACAACUCGAACAACAUGUGGCCACACACGAACAAAAUAUGGGUGAGCGUCACAAAUACCAUUGCACAUACGAGGGAUGUCUAUGCUCGUACACUCGUAAAAAGUAUCUCGAACAGCACGUCGAAUCUGCUCAUCUUGGUAUCACAUACUCUUGCACGUGGAAACUCAACUCCAACGGCGAUAAUUCACAACUCUUGUCAACUAUCAAACCAGUCCAACAUCGUGAUAAAAUGGCAGUUCCUCCAACUAGACUUACUCGCAAGGAAAAAAGAGAAUCCAAACGACAUCAACCAAAAGGAAAAGAAGAAGAAGAAGAGGAAGGUGAUGAUAGUGAACGUGAAGGUGAUAAUAGUGAAAUAGAUGAAGAUAAUGAAGAGGAGGAAGAAGAGGAUGUAGAUAAUGUAAAUAAUAUUAAUAAUAAUAAUAAUAAUAAUGAACAACCAUGUAGAAAUAGUCAACCAAAUAAUAAUAAUAAUAAGAUAAAUCAAAUACUACCAAAGGUAAAGAUUGAAAAAGAGGAAGAAGAGGAAGAGGAGGAAAAAGAAGUUCCAAAACCAAAAGAAGAGGAAAAGAAAGAAGAAGAGAUAGAAGAAGAGGAGGAUGAAAGAAUUUGCAAACGUAAAUUUAAAAAUAAGGAAGCUUUGAAAAGACAUAUUAGAAAUGUUCAUAUCAAGGUCAAACCAGACAAUAAGAAAUCCAAACAAGCCAAAAGAAAUCGUUAUGCAUUUGAUGCUCUUAUUGGAGAAACUUUAGUUAAAUAG